Coregonus clupeaformis (lake whitefish) is the source of this 747-nucleotide messenger RNA. Its product is annotated as sodium/potassium-transporting ATPase subunit beta-1-interacting protein 4-like. Gene Ontology annotation, biological process: regulation of sodium ion transport. The record is from RefSeq and is a predicted model, not a curated record. Bases 1 to 567 code for a protein of 188 amino acids. Lineage: Eukaryota; Metazoa; Chordata; Actinopteri; Salmoniformes; Salmonidae. The transcript is spliced from 6 exons.
AUGGUGGUGUUGGAGAGACAGGUGUUUGACUUCCUGGGGUACCAGUGGGUGCCCAUCCUGGCCAACUUCUUCCACAUCAUCCUUGUCAUCCUCGGCCUCUUCGGCACUAUACAGUACCGACCACGCUACAUUGUAGGGUACACAGUGUGGACAGCUCUCUGGGUGGCCUGGAAUGUCUUCAUCAUCUGUUUCUACCUGGAUGUGGGAGGCUUGACCAAGGAAAGUGACCUGCUGACGUUUAACAUCUCGGCUCACCACUCGUGGUGGAGGGAACAUGGUCCAGGGUGUGUGAGGAGAGAGAUGACAGGGGUCCGCACCGUGGACAGCCAGUCCUACAUCUCUGUCAUGGGCUGUCUCAUGGAGUACCAGUACAUAGAGGUCCUACACAGUGGAACACAGAUCCUCAUCGCUCUCCUGGGCUUUGUGUACGCUUGCUACGUCAUCAGCGCCAUCACUGAGGAGGAAGACAGCUUUGAUUUUGUUGGUGGAUUUGACCCAUUUCCCCUCUACCAUGUCAAUGAGAAACCAUCCCAUCUCCUCUUAAAGCCCACGUACCUGUCUACGUAAAUAGGGUCGGAAGGCAACACUGCGGGUUCUGAUGGAAACAAAAUGGCUGCUCUGACUGACACAACAACAGUCCCAGAAUGCACUGGGGCAGGCCAGACAUUCCUCUGAUUCUCUACAUCUCCUCAGUACUUUAAACAUGUAAAUUACUGGUGCUCUGCUUAAUAAUGACUGUACUUCCCA